AUGGCUACCCCCAGUGUCCUAGCUUUUGACGCUGAGGGUAGAGCCAUCGACUUUGAGGUCUGGGCCGACGACCUGCAGUUGUUUUUGCAGUGCGAUAGGGCAGACGGUCUUUCUCUCUUUGACCUCACCUCUGGCGCCUCUCCUGCUCCUGCUGCUGAUGCUGACCCCACUGUUCGCUCUCAGUGGGCCACCCGCGAUGCUGCUGCACGUCUUGCUGUGCGUCGCCACUUGCCCACCACUGAGCGCGCGCACUUUAGUCAGUACAAGAGUGCUCAGACCCUAUACGACGCUGUAGUUGCACGCUACUCUUCCCCUGCCACUGCUGCACUGAGCCGUCUCAUGCUACCGUACCUCUUUCCUGACCUCACUGCCUUUCCCACUAUCGCUGACCUCAUUACGCACCUCCGCACUAGUGACACUCUCUACCGCGCCGCCCUUCCUGCUGAGGACCACUUUCUCUCAGUCUGUCCCACCACCCUCACUGUCGACCUCCUCGAGAAGGCCCUCCUAGCGGCGGAGAAGAGCAUCGUCGCUGUUGGCGCUUCUCGUGGUGACCCUCGCACCCCCAUCUUUGAGGGGUGCUCUCCUUCCCCCCUGCUGCCCUCUGUUGCCUCUGCUGCUGCUGCCGACCUGCUUGGUCUUGAGUCGGUCGGCGCGGCGUCUGCCCCUAGUGGGAGACGCCGCUCUGGCAAGGGCAAGGGGGGCAAGGGCGCGGGUGGAGCUGGAGGGGGCGGUGGAGGUGGCGGUGGAGGCGGCGGAGGGAGUGGGGGUGGCGGCGGGAGUGGUGGCGGAGGCGGUGGUAGUGGUGGUGGCAGCGGCGGAGGCGGCGGCGGUGGUGGCGGCAGCGGUGGGAGUGGUGGCGGCGGUGGAGGCGGCGGAGGAGGAGGUGUUGGCGGAGGAGGUGGAGCUGGUCGGGGUGGUGCCCCGCAGCGGAGCGGCGCUGGUAGUGGUCAGCGCCAGCAGCAGCAGCAACAGCAGCGUUCACGGGACAUCCCUCCGCCCCAGCAGCUCCGUGAGUGGUACACUCGGCGUCAGAGGGGUGGGGGUGCUGGUCCGUGCACCUACGUCCUUCGUUCCGGCGACCGCGCGGGUGAGCAGUGUGGGGGUGCCCACUCCACCCAGCGCUGCUUCGGCCGCCUGACGGACGCUUGGCGUCAGCAGUUCCCCGAGGCUAGUGAGAUUCCCCGCUGGGAUGAGCUUUCUAGGGCUGGUGUAGCGAUCUUUGAUCUUGACUUUGAUGCUAUCCUUGCUGCUAUGUAUGCUGUGACUAUUAGUGAGGAGGGUGACUGUUACCGGUGUUUCCCGCCCGACCCGGGCAUUGGUACUGCUGCGCUAGGUGCUUGUGAGGCUGCUGCUCUAGGUGCCAGUGCGUCUGCGCUCUCAGGUACUCGUGAGACUGCGCUCUCAGGUAUUGCGUCGCCUUCGUCCUCCCUCACUUUCACACUUGACUCAGGGGCUUCUCGCUCCUUCUUUCGAGACCGCACCACCCUCACGCCGCUUGGUCGGCCGGUUGCGGUCUCCCUGGCUGACCCCUCUGGGGGUCCUGUCCUCUCUCACUUUUCCAUUGUCCUCCCGUGUCCGGCUGCCCCCUCGGGCACCCUGUCUGGUCUGUACCUUACCUCGUUCUCGACGAACUUGGUGAGUGGUGCGGACCUACAGGAUGCGGGGGUUCACCAGUUCACUCCUGCGAGUCAGCGGGUGACCCACUGCACGGACGCACGCACAGGCCGGCACCUGGCCACGUUCUCGCGUCGGCCGGGGUCGAGCCUCUACACCCUGACCACUGAGUCUCCUCCUGUCCCUGCGUCUGGUCAGGUAGCUUCGUCAGGUCAGGUGUUUGCUGCUGCGUCCCGGUCUGGCCCUGAGUCUGCCCCCUGUUCGUGUCGCCUCCUGUCUCACGAGACUCUCCUGUGGCACCACCGUCUUGGCCACCACUCCCUGUCCCGUCUUCGGGGCAUGGCUUCCCGUGUCCUUGUCUCAGGUCUUCCCCGGUCUCUCCCUCCCCUUCCUUCGGGACCAGGUACUUCCUGUGUCCCCUGUGUCGAGGGGCGCCUCAGGGCUGCUCCUCACUCCUCCGAGUUUCCCCCGACAGAGGCCCCUCUGCAGACACUUCACAUGGACGUGUGGGGCCCGGCCCGCGUCUGUGGGCAGGGUCACGAGCGCUACUUCCUGUUGGUGGUUGACGACUACUCGCGUUACACCACAGUCUUGCGCAGCAAGGAUGAUGUCACUGCGGUGCUGAUCGACUGGAUCCGCGAGACUCGUCUCCAGCUCAGGAGGAGCUUCGGCUCGGACUCACCUGUUCUGCGUCUGCACUCUGACCGAGGUGGGGAGUUCUCCUCUCGCCUUCUGCAAGACUACUGUCGUGCACGGGGGAUCCGCCAGACCUUUACGCUUCCGGACUCUCCACAGCAAAAUGGGAUUGCUGAGCGCCGCAUUGGCAUGGUCAUGGAUGUCGCUCGUACGUCCAUGAUGCAUGCGGCUGCCCCCCAUUUUCUGUGGCCGUUUGCGGUUCGGUACGCGGCGCAUCAGCUCAACCUUCACCCCAGGGUCUCCCGGCCGGAGACCUCCCCAGCUCUGCUGUGGACGGGGAAGGUCGGCGAUGCGUCUGCGUUCCGUGUCUGGGGAUCUCGGGCGUUUUUCUACCACCCCUCCUCUCGUCGUGUUCUGUCCUCCCAGGACGUCACGUUCGACGAGUCAGUCCCCUUCUACCGCCUCUUCCCCUACCGCACUCCUUCUCUCCCCCCACCACCGGACUUUCUUGUGCCGGUUCCCCCCCCGGUAGACCCCCUCCCCCCUCAGGUUCCUGCCCCCUCAGGUGUGUCCCAGGUAGACGCCGUUGACCCGGUCGAGGUUACUGGUGACUCUGGUGCUGCUGCAGGUGCUGAGCCUGGGGGUGCUGACUCUGGGGGUGUUGUGCGCGGGGGUGCUGAGCCUGGGGGUGCCGAGCCUGGAGGUGCUGCUCCUGGGGGUGCUGAGCCUGGGGGUGCUACUGCUGAGGGUGCUGAGCCUGGGGGUGCUGAGCUGGGGAGUGCUGUACCUGGAGCUGCUGAGCUAGGGGGUGCUGAGUCUGGGGGUGCUGAGUCUGGAGCUGCUGAGCCUGGGGGUGCUGCGUCUGGAGCUACUGAGCCUGGAGGUGCUGAGUCUGGGGGUCCUGCGCCUGGAGCUGCUGAGCCUGGGGUUUCUCCUGGUGCUCUGUCUCGGCGGGAGCCUCUCUCUCCACAGGAGCUGCGCGAGUGGUUUGCUCGCCGCUGGAGGCGUACUGCUGGAGCUGGAGCUUCUUCGACCACCGAGGGUGCUGGUGCCGCCGGUCCCGGAGCUGCUGGGCCUGCGGGUCCUACUGGAGCUGGAGCUUCUGAGGGUGUUGGUGCUGAGACUACUGCUGUCUGUCCUUGCGGUGGUCCUGCUGCUGGUGCUGCUGGAGGUCCUGCCGCUCGAGGUGUUGGUGGUACUGGUGCUGCCGCUGAGGGUGCUGGCGCUGACCCUGCUGAGUCUGGAGUUGCCGCGCGGCCUCGGCCGUACUUCGUUCCGCUCCUACAGCAGGUUCUUGGUCUUUCUCCUCCCGUAGAGUGUCCACAGCCUGUCCAGUCGCAGUCACUGUUGGAGCCUACCUCUCCACUGCCUGCUCCCUCUCCUUACACUGGUCCUACUGGGGGUCUUGCUGAGCGUCGUGAGCCUGCGUCUCGUCCCGCGUCGCCUGUUCGUGCUGCUUGCGCUAGUGGUCGCGGUUCGCGUCAGCGUCCUCCUCCUGUCCCUGGCACGCACCGGAUGUCUCUGCGUCCGUCCACUGCUCCUCUGCGUGCCCCUUUGCCUGCUCCUCCUGAGUCCUCCCUUCCUGUGCUUGCCGACCCAGAGUCGGACUCCCUUCGUGCUGCCAGUCCUACUGUCACGCGUCUGCUUGCUACUGUCGUCACUGACCCCUCUUUUGAGUCCGCCGCUGCGUCUGCUCUUGUCGCUGAGCUCGUCGACUUUGCUACUCGCUGUCGUCUAGACUACGCUGCCAGUCUUGUUGCUGAGUCUGCGUCUGUCUGUCCUCCGUCCGUCGGGGGUGAGUGUGCUCUUGGCACGGACGUCCUUGAGGACAGGCAGGAGGAGUUCCAGUGUCUGGCUGCCGCUUCACCUCAUCUCGCGUCUGUACUGCUUGCUCCUGAGGGAGACCCGGAUGCACUAGACAUCCCGACUCCGCGCUCUUACGCGGAGGCCGUAGAGGGUCCCUACUCCUCUCAGUGGCAGGCAGCUAUGGAUGCAGAGAUGGCUUCCUGGAAGUCCACAGGCACCUACGUUGACGCGGUUCCCCCUCCUGGGGCGAACAUCGUCAGUGGCAUGUGGAUCUUCAGGGUGAAGCGGCCGCCGGGCUCUCCACCUGUCUUCAAGGCGCGGUACGUCGCUCGUGGCUUCAGUCAGCGGCAGGGAGUUGACUACUUUCAGACCUUCUCUCCCACCCCGAAGAUGACUACUCUUCGGGUGCUGCUGCACAUAGCCGCUCAGCGCGACUACGAGCUUCACUCUCUCGACUUCAGCACUGCGUUCUUGCAGGGUAGCCUGCACGAGGAGAUCUGGCUGCGCCGUCCACCUGGCUUCACUGGGACUUUCCCUCCUGGCACCCAGUGGAGCCUCCGACGGCCAGUCUACGGUCUCCGCCAGGCACCGCGUGAGUGGCACGACACAGUGAGGACUACGCUUGCGGCUCUUGGGUUUGCUCCUUCUACUGCCGACCCGUCGCUGUUUCUGCGCACCGACACUUCUUUGCCGCCGUUCUACAUCCUCGUGUACGUCGACGACUUGGUCUUUGCCACAGCGGACACUGCUGGACUCGCCUACGUGAAGUCCGAGCUGCAGAAGAGACACACGUGCACAGACCUGGGUGAACUGCGCAGCUACCUUGGCUUGCAGAUCACUCGGGACAGAGCACGCCGCACCAUUACCCUGACUCAGUCACACAUGGUGCAGCAGGUCCUUCAGCGCUUCGGCUUCACGUACUCCUCGCCUCAGGCCACUCCUCUGUCUACUCGCCACUCGCUCUCAGCUCUGCCUUCGGAUGAGUCUGUAGAGUCGAGUGGCCCGUACCCAGAGCUUGUUGGCUGCCUCAUGUACCUGAUGACCUACACACGACCUGACCUUGCAUACCCUCUUAGCAUUCUUGCACGCUAUGUUGCUCCUGGGAGACACCGACCAGAGCACAUGGCUGCAGCGAAAAGGGUGUUGCGCUACCUGUGCAGUACGUCGGGCAUGGGGCUAGUGCUUGGAGGGCGGAGUCCAGUGGUCCUUACAGGACACGCGGACGCUUCUUGGGCUGACGACCAGGCUACGCAGCGGUCGUCACAGGGUUACACCUUCAGCCUUGGUUCCGGCUCUGUCUCGUGGCGGGCUACUCGCUCGUCUUCAGUUCUCAGCUCCAGUUGUGAGGCUGAGAUCUACGCAGGGGCCAUGGCUGCACAGGAGCUUCGCUGGCUCACCUACCUGCUGACCGACCUUGGAGAGCCGCCUCGUUCUCCUCCAGUGCUGUACGUAGACAACAAGGCCAUGCUGGCCUUGUGUCGAGAGCAGCGAGUGGAGCACUGA
This is a messenger RNA of Closterium sp. NIES-65, 5562 nucleotides long. NCBI's taxonomy places the organism in Eukaryota, Viridiplantae, Streptophyta, Zygnematophyceae, Desmidiales, Closteriaceae. The record is from the annotation of a GenBank genome assembly.